Messenger RNA from Strongylocentrotus purpuratus (purple sea urchin), 1813 nucleotides. RefSeq names its product probable glutamate--tRNA ligase, mitochondrial (gene ears2). Bases 75 to 1718 code for a protein of 547 amino acids. Gene Ontology annotation, biological process: glutamyl-tRNA aminoacylation. Lineage: Eukaryota; Metazoa; Echinodermata; Echinoidea; Camarodonta; Strongylocentrotidae. Gene Ontology annotation, molecular function: zinc ion binding; glutamate-tRNA ligase activity; tRNA binding. The transcript is spliced from 15 exons. The record is from RefSeq and is a predicted model, not a curated record.
AUUCAUUUAACUAGUCCCACAUAUACGCGUUGGUGUUGUAGAUUAGACCAAAUAUACAACUUUUGAGUUUUGUCAUGCAGCUGAUAGCUGAUCGUGGUACAUUGACAUUAUCACUGAUUGUUGGCUGUUAUUGUUGGACCCGGGUCCUUGUUAUUUCAGCUGCAAUGGUUCUCAGAUACAAAGUAUGUCUCCUGAGGACCACCUUUCGGAGACUAUUCAGCACAACAUCCCUCCAGGACUCUGUUAGAGUGAGAUUCGCUCCAAGUCCUACUGGUUUCCUCCAUCUAGGUGGUCUCCGGACAGCUCUCUACAACUUCAUCUAUGCCAAGUCGCUCGGAGGAAAAUUCAUUCUACGCAUUGAGGAUACUGACCAGACAAGGCUUGUACCUGGUGCUCUCGAUAAUCUUCACUCGAUGCUGGAAUGGUCGGGCCUCGUUCCAGAUGAAGGACCUUUACCAGGUGGCAUGCAUGGUCCUUAUGUGCAAUCAGAGAGGCUACAUCUCUACAAUCAACACAUACAGACACUACUUGAAAAUGGCACAGCUUACAAAUGCUUCUGCUCUUCACAGCGUCUUGAGUUACUGAGGAAGGCUGCUAUAAGGAAUGGGGAAACCCCUAGGUAUGACAACAAAUGCAGGCAUCUGACUCAGAAAGAUAUCAACAAGCAAACAGCUGAGGGGAAGAGCUUUGUCAUACGAUUCAAGCUUAACCCUGGUGUAGAACCAAACACAGAUCUGGUCUAUGGGAGAACACUGUAUGAUGCUGGUCAUGUAGAAGGAGACCCGGUUUUAAUGAAGAGUGAUGGCUUCCCUACAUACCACUUUGCCAACGUAGUAGAUGAUCACCUGAUGGAAAUCAGUCAUGUUCUACGAGGGCAGGAGUGGUUAGCAUCUGUAUCUAAGCAUCUCUCUCUUUAUCAAGCGUUUGGAUGGAAGCCUCCAAACUUUGCUCAUCUUCCUCUUUUAAUGAACAAGGAUGGGACUAAGCUAUCAAAGAGGCAAGGCGAUAUCUUUGUUGAAAAUUUCAAGGAUCAAGGUUACAUGUCAGAAGCAGUGCUUAACUUCAUCACAUUCUGUGGGUCAGGGUUUGAUGACAACCGCAAAAUCCGAAAUCUGGAGCAGCUGAUUGCAGAUUUCUCUCUAGAAAAGGUCACCACCCACUCUGCUAUGCUGGACAUGGAUCUACUAGACGGGGUCAAUAGAGGUCACAUAUCCAGGUUAAUGGGGUCAGAUAAAGGUCAACAAAGGCUGAUAAAGAAACUAAGAGAUACAGUUAAACAGGAGCUAGGAGAAAGGACAAAUGGCACACUCCAUCAGAUGGAUGAUGACUAUCUAAGAAGGGUACUACUAGCCAGGAAAGACCACAUUGGAAGAUUAAAAGACUUAACAUCUCCUGACUAUGCAUUUCUUUGGCUCUGUCCUGAUUUGACCAAGGCAGACUUUUCUUCAAUAACGCAACACUCAGAUGUGAUACUAUCUUCAGCAAUCAGACACCUGGGUCAAGCAGAGUCUUUCACUAAGGAAACCUUAAGCCCUAUCCUGAAGCAGUGCUUCACUUCAUUGCCAGCAGGACUCAAGUACUCUCACUGCAUGAAGGUCCUGAGAGUCGCCAUGAGUGGUUUGAUGGAAGGGCCUCCCGUUGCCGAGAUGAUGGAGAUCCUUGGGGGAGAGGAGACUGUGAGGAGACUAGAGGCGGCUCUUGACCAUCUCCAAAGAUGACCCUUAGCCCCCAUCACCAUCUGUCGUAUGUAAUCCACCAAUAGCGUAUUUGAGGGAGGGGCAAGGGGGGGGGGGAUUAGCCCCUCAUGACAUGU